GGAUAAAAUUCGUUUCCCAAUGACUCUUUUUAUUUCUGUGCUUACAGAAUUGAGUUGAGUUUCAGGCAGCGGAAACGCCCUCGCCCUGCUUCUGCUUCUGCUUCUGCUUCACUGCUUUCUCUCUCUAGAAAUUAUUAACAAGGGCGAAGAAGAAGAAGAAGAAGAAGACGACGACGCCACAACUGUUCAUUCUGAUUCUGUGUAUCUGUAUUUCGAAAUAGACAUAGCUAAAAGAGACACAUAGACGGAGGAAAGCUGUAAAUGAGGUGCAAGAAGCAUCUUACUGACCUGAGCAGCGGCGUCGGCGUCUGCGCUUCUUGCCUCCGGGAACGCCUGUUCGUGCUGAUACAAGCCCAAGCGCAGCUGGACCUGCUUGAUCGCCGGAAACCUGAUCCGCAACCGCCUCCGCUCGUUUUCCCGCGUUCUGUUUCUCCCUGUAUCUCUCACCGGAAAUCUGACAACUCCGCCCCCUGGAAACCUCGUUAUCGCAGUCUUUCUGAACAGCUGUUUUACAGUACGCCGCAGAUUGGUCCCGGUGGAGCUCUAGUGAGGAAUUCGGACAACAAGAAGAAGACGAAGAAUAGGUUCUCGCUCUUCUCCGGUCUGUUCAGAUCCAAACCGAGGAACACGGAUUCGGAGGAUCCGGCCGUUUCCGGGUCGGAUGCUCGGAAUUCUUAUGCGGCGUCGUCUUCCUCGCCGUCGUGGUUUUCCGGCAUGCUAGCGGUGCACCGGAAAAAGCCGUCACGGAUGGCCUCAGUUGUCGAGUCGGCCGGCGUAUUUGGACGGAGAAUUGGACGGAAUCGUGAUCGCGGAAUGUCGCCGGCGAGAGUUUCAGACUGCGGCGGAAAGGAGGAGGAUUGCCACGACGUCUUGAGCGGGUACUCCUCGGAGUCGUCGCAGGGGUGGAGGCAGACGCCGCAAAGGCAGGUGCCGCCCGUCCGGCGCGGCGGCAGUCGGCCGACUCACUCGCGGAACGUCUCCGGACUGACGUUCUGCUUGAGCCCGUUGGUGCGCGCGAGCCCCAAUCGGCACUGGAGCCAGAAGGGAAUGCCGGCGGAGGUGGCCUUCUCCGGCGAGAUUAGGGCCCCGGUCAAGCCUCACCUGUCCACGGCCGCGUCUUCGUGCGCGAACAGGUCGAGAAAGCUCGCCGAUUUCGGAAGGUCGAAGCACAACCGUUGAUGGCGAUGACCGUUGACCAUGAUCGCCGCAGCGGUGUGAUGUGACAUUAUAAGUACUGUUUUGCCCUUUCCGUGUGGGUGGCUGAUUUUACGUUGCAGUCCUCUUGGGUUCUUCUUCCUUCCAGUCCAGCCUACAUAUAUCUCUGAUACUUGUUUUUUUUUCUUUAAAUUUCAAAUAUUUACAUUACUUUUUGAUUUGAUAUUUAUGGUUAUUACAGUAAACCCAUACUCUCAAAUCAAAUCAAAGAUGGAGCUAAAGUGGAU
Messenger RNA from Diospyros lotus (date-plum), 1442 nucleotides. RefSeq lists its product as uncharacterized. The transcript has a single exon. Lineage: Eukaryota; Viridiplantae; Streptophyta; Magnoliopsida; Ericales; Ebenaceae. Bases 262 to 1179 code for a protein of 305 amino acids. The record is from RefSeq and is a predicted model, not a curated record.